Molecule: messenger RNA, 852 nt
Organism: Eruca vesicaria subsp. sativa (arugula)
Lineage: Eukaryota; Viridiplantae; Streptophyta; Magnoliopsida; Brassicales; Brassicaceae
Source: the annotation of a GenBank genome assembly
AUGUGGGGCUUCGAUGACUGUUGCAGUCGCUGUAAAAGUAAUGACGGCAUCGUUUUCGAUCACGUGGCGAAGAAGAUAAGUUGCUCCGAUUGUGGUCUUGAUCUUGGACCUUUUGGUCUUUCCAUCGCCACCACUGAUCACUCUGAGCUUCCUCCUAAGGAUACUUCUUCCGAUGAUUUCUUGACCUCUGAUCCUGGAACCUCGCACAACCCUAGCUCCCACCCUGUCUCCGUAGCCGCCACCACCACCGAGCCAAACAACAACGCUUCUUCUGAUGAUGACCUUGGCUUCGAUCCCCUUGCCGUGGUCACCACGCAAUCGAGUAAUGCUUCGUCCGAUGAAGACUAUCGACUCAUCCAUUUGUUUUACAGGUUGAAUCUUCUUGCGACAGUUAAAAAUCAGGCUACUGAGAUCUCUGAACAAAUAAAGGGACAAAUAACGAAACAAAACGUUCGUUUUGCUGCUUCUAUCUACAUAGCCUGUAGACAAAAUGGCAUGGCGUUGAGUAUCAGAGAGAUAUCUACAGUUGCCAAUGGAGCAGAAGAGUCCAAGUUUACCAGUGCAGUCAAAUCCGUAGCUGACAAACUUGGCCUCACGCCUCAGUUGAUGCACAUCCGAGCUGUUGAGUUUGCAAAGCGAUAUUCUACCGACCUUGAAAUGGAUAGCCAAGCCGUUAAAGCUGCUGAAGCGCGGAGAAGUGUACUAAACAUGUUAACAGAUAUAACAGAAGCCACUGAACUUCACGAAAAUACGAUAAAGGAAACAUACAAGGACUUGUACCCACAUCUGUCAAAGAUUAUACCCAAGGGGUUUGCCAACGCUUGGGACCUGAAAAAGCUUCACAGUCCCUAG